AGUUCAUGUUCGAGCGCAUUUUGUUCUGCGACCGGCCGCCAUACUCAAACAAAAAGAUUUGAGAUGAAAAGAUAAAUUUAUAUAUAUAUUGGCGUUGUUGAAAGUGUUUAAUUUACUAAAUGAGUUCUAAAUCAGAUGUAAAUAGAAGAGUGCUCGCCAUUCAGGCGAAAAAGAAACGGCAUAAACUCGGUAAAAAGAAAAAUCGCGAGGAGGACCACGGGGCUGGUGUACAAGGAAACGGUCUGCGCAACCAGAAUCAGAAUCGUUUAGAACCUACACAUAGUUCUUCCAAUGAGACGAUCGAGGAGGAUGAGGACGAGCAAUACGCGAGUGACGACGAGGAACAGGAGGACAGCGCCGACUAUUGUAAGGGUGGUUACCAUCCUGUCAAAAUUGGAGACUUGUUCCUGAAUCGGUACCACGUCACUAGAAAACUGGGAUGGGGUCAUUUUUCCACUGUGUGGUUGUGUUGGGAUCUCGUCGACAAGCGUUUCGUCGCAUUGAAAGUCGUAAAAUCGGCUCCUCAUUUUACGGAAACUGCUUUAGACGAAAUAAAAAUACUCAAAGCAGUUCGGGACAGCGAUCCAUCGGAUCCCAAAAGGAAUAAAACCGUUCAGUUGCUUAAUGACUUUAAAAUAACUGGUGUGAAUGGAACCCAUGUGUGCAUGGUGUUUGAAGUUUUGGGUCACCAUCUAUUGAAGUUGAUACUCAAGUCUAAUUAUAGAGGUAUACCACGAGAAAACGUCAAAACAAUCAUACGUCAAGUUCUUGAAGGCUUGGAUUACCUCCACACCAAAUGUAAGAUAAUUCAUACAGAUAUUAAACCUGAAAAUGUAUUGGUUUGUGUUGAUGAAUCUUACAUCCGUAAACUGGCAGCUGAAGCUACUGAAUUACAUUCCUUAGGCUUGAGAUUGCCUCACUCCUUGAUUAGUACUGCACCAAAGGAAUUUCAAGAACAGGUAGUCACUGCUAAAAUGAGUAGAAAUAAAAAGAAAAAGUUAAAGAAGAAAGCUAAGCGUCAGUCAAUGUUACUUAAAAAACAAAUGGAACAGAUUGAGGAAAUGGAAGAACAGAAGAAAGUGGUCAAUAACAGUGAGUCUGCACCCAUGUCACAGGACAAUGAUGAUUCACCUCCAACACCUGAAGAGGCCAGUGUGAUUGAAACAACCCGCUCUGACACUGAAACUAACAUUAAUGGUUGUAAUGAUGAGAGAGCUGAUGAGGAAGCUUUUGACACUGAUGCAGAUGCAGUACAGGUAAGGACUAAGCAAUAUGGCUGUGGAGAUGAUGCAGGAACCCCUAUGUCUGAGGGAGAAAUGACUGAUACUCCACCAUCUUUUAAUUCUCAGUCUACUAAAGGUAAAUCCCUGGAUAAGAAAUUUGAUCCGGCUUUUGAUAUCUGUGACUUAGAAGUAAAGAUUGCAGAUCUAGGUAAUGCUUGUUGGGUCCACCGACAUUUUACUGAAGAUAUACAAACCAGGCAGUAUAGAUCACUGGAAGUUUUGCUAAGUGCCGGCUAUGGGACUUCAGCUGACAUCUGGAGCACUGCCUGUAUGGCUUUUGAGCUGGCUACUGGAGACUAUUUGUUUGAGCCGCAUUCUGGAGAUGGAUAUAGCCGUGAUGAAGACCACCUUGCUCACAUUAUUGAAUUACUAGGUGACAUUCCUAAAAGAAUUGCCGCUUCAGGAAAAUAUUCAAAGGUAUUUUUCAAUAAAAAGGGUGAGUUGAGGAACAUAACAGGCUUAAAACCAUGGGGCUUAGUAUCAGUGUUAACUGAGAAAUAUGAAUGGAGUCAGAAAGAUGCAGAAGAUUUUGCUGAUUUCUUAAAACCCAUGCUUGAUUUUGACCCAAAUCGGCGAGCCACUGCUUAUGAGUGCCUUCAGCACCCAUGGUUAAAACAGGCUGAACCUGAACAAAACGAGUCUGACAAAUAACAUUAUAUUGCUCUCUGAAAUGAAUGAUCAUACAUUCAUGAAAUCAGUAGUGUCAACAUACAAAGUAUUUCAGUCUUAUACAAUUUUAAUAAAAAAGUUUAUUUAUGGAUUUCUUUGUGAAUAAUUUACUUUGUAUCUUAGAUUGUUUUGUUAGCAAUCCUGAAUUGUUGAAAAUAGAAAUUGUGUAUGACUACUUAAUGAAGACAAGUUGUUAAACUUCCAAUACACUUGUCUGACAAUGCUUGGCAGCAGAGUAUAUAAUACAUCAGCUGCUCCACAUGUUUUAUCUGGACAUAAUAUAUAACAAUUGGCAAUAUUAUAAAACAUCUUAAAUUACUCAAACUGAGGUGUACAGAUAAGUUUAGGAAAAAUUGUGAUGUAUGACAUGUAGACAAUAUAGGUUUUGUCACAUUAAUCUUUUAGGUAUUUAGUUGACAUAAUGACAUAGCUCUGCACUUAAAUACAAGAUCCUAGAAGGUGAGGAAACUAAUAUAAUGAAGUCAUGCAUGCAUAGUUAGCCUUUCAGGAAGUAGAAUGUUCACAUAGUUUAAGUUUGUGUUUUAUCACUAUCACAAUAAAAAUCUCAUUAUGUAAACUUAGGAAUAAGACAGUAUUUGUAAUGCCACACCUCCGAGACUGCCUUUUUAUAUUUCGAUGAGUCAUCAAAAUUUAACAAUGGCUGGAUUGAAGCUAUUCGGAGAUGGUAUUAGACAGUGUCCUCUAAACCAGCUGAUAGUAUAAUUAUUUAUCAUAGAUCCCAAUUUACAUGACCAUAAUUUGUAUUAAUUAUAUCUGCAAAUUUACAUGAAUAAAAUGUCCAAACGAGCUUGUUACUAUGUUUA
Messenger RNA from Spodoptera litura, 2776 nucleotides. RefSeq names its product SR splicing factor protein kinase (gene SRPK). The record is from RefSeq and is a predicted model, not a curated record. Gene Ontology annotation, biological process: spliceosomal complex assembly; regulation of mRNA processing; peptidyl-serine phosphorylation. Gene Ontology annotation, molecular function: ATP binding; protein serine/threonine kinase activity. NCBI's taxonomy places the organism in Eukaryota, Metazoa, Arthropoda, Insecta, Lepidoptera, Noctuidae. Gene Ontology annotation, cellular component: nucleus; cytoplasm.